Aspergillus welwitschiae is the source of this 514-nucleotide messenger RNA. RefSeq lists its product as uncharacterized. The record is from RefSeq and is a predicted model, not a curated record. NCBI's taxonomy places the organism in Eukaryota, Fungi, Ascomycota, Eurotiomycetes, Eurotiales, Aspergillaceae. Bases 147 to 431 code for a protein of 94 amino acids. The transcript has a single exon.
CCUUCCGCUUUCAGAACCCUUCGGUCCCAGCCGACCCCUGAAUCCAUGGCCCCCAUGACCAAUCAUAUUUCUAGAAAGUGACAUCCGUGGACCUCAUCUUGACUCAUGAAAAGAAAAAGACCCACAUCCGCAGUUCACCCGAUGGAAUGUCCAGCUUCCAUCGCCUUCUUGCUGCAGUUCCAAUUGUCAGCAAUCCACUUCUUCGAUCCGUCUCUCUGCGCUCUCUGAUUGCUUGGUUAAUUCCGUCUGCUCGCCGUCGCCGCCACGGAUAUGGACCCUGGUCCGUUUCGGGUCCAUUUGCUGUGGACACAAGCCGACUCUAUUGUCGCUGCUCCUUUGCAAUCCUGACAAAUCCGCCUCCAUCUUGCCUUGUGUUUCUCCAGUUUCCUCAUGAAUUUUUUUUCAGGUGGUCCCGCGGCGUUAGCGUCUGAUAACGCCGGCGCCGCCAAUAUCGUUUAUACCCGUGAUGCAACGUCCGUCCAGACUGGCUUAGUAUUUAUUAUCUUUCUUCCCC